AUGUCCAACCUCACCCUCCUCACUGGGAAGAACUACCACAACUCUGUGCCUUUUCUCACCCUUCGGAUAAUAGGUUCUGCCUACCAGCUGACCUAUUUCACCAACGAGGCCCAGUACCGGCCAGGCCUGGGGCAUUUCAAGACUGUGGGUAUCGACCCCUGCCUCUGUACUCACCUGAUCUACGCCUUUGCUGAGAUGUGGGAUGAGAUCACUAUCUGUGAAUACAUUGUGCAACUCCACCAAGCUUUCAAUGACCUGAAAACUAAAAACCAUCAACUGAAAACUCUUCUGGCUUUUGGUGGCUAGAACUUUAGAACUGUCAAAUUCACUGCCAUGGUUGCCACUUCUGAGAACCGCCAGACCUCCACUGCCUCAGUCAUCAAAUUCCUGCUUCAGUCUGAGUUUAACGGGCUGGACUUUGACUAGGAGUACUCUGGCUCUCGGGGGAGCCCUCUUCAGGACAAGCAUCUCUCCAUGAUCCUGGUGCAGCUGAGCCGUGAAACAUGUGAAGCUUAUGAACAGGAGUCCAAGCAGAUCAACAAGCCCAGGCUGAUGGUUUCUGCUAUGGUAAUUGCUGGCAUCUCCAAUAUCCAGUCUGGCUAUGAGAUCCGCCAGCUGUCCCAGAAGGGCUUGAAGUUGUGGUCUUCCAUUUUCUCACAGGAUUACGUCAUGAACUACUGGAAGGACAAUGGGACUCCAGCUGAGAAGCUCAUCGUGGGAGUCCCCACCUAUGGCCACACCUUCACCCUGAGUGACUCCUCCAACAUUGGCAUUGGCGCCCCCACCUCUGGCGCUGGUCCUGCUGGGCCCUACGCCAGGCAGGCUGGGUUCUGGGCCUACUGUGAGAUCUGUACCUUCCUGAAAAAUGGAGCCACUCAGGCAUGGGAUGCUCCUCAGGAUGUGCCCUACACCUAUCAGGGCAACGAGUGGGUUGGUUAUGAUGAUGUCAAGAGCUUCGGUCUCAAGGCUUGGUGGCUUAAGGAUAACAAUUUUGGAGGUGCCAUGGUCUGGGCCAUUGACCUGGAUGACUUCACAGGCACUUUCUGCAACCUGGGCAAGUUCCCCCUGAUCAACACCCUGAAGAAAGCUCUUGGGCUGCAGAGUGCAAGUUGCACCGCCCCUGCUCAGCCUGUGGAACCCAUAACUCCUCCUCCCAGGAGCUGAAGUGGGGGCGGAAGUGGGAGCAGCAGCUCUGGAGGCAGUUCUGGGGGCAGUGGAUUCUGUGCCGGAAAAGCCAACGGCCUCUACCCUGUGGCGAAUAACAGAAAUGCCUUCUGGCACUGCCUGAAUGGAGUCACAUACCAGCAGAACUGCCAGGCCAGGCAUGUCUUUGACACCAGCUGUGAUUGCUGCAACUGGGCAUAAACCUGACCUGUCUCCAUUCCCGGGUCUCCUUCGCUUAGUACAUCUUGCUCCUACCUAGAGUUCUGCAAUAAAAGCUGUCAGUCAAAACAUGAGCCUUGGG
Leptonychotes weddellii (Weddell seal) is the source of this 1465-nucleotide messenger RNA. Lineage: Eukaryota; Metazoa; Chordata; Mammalia; Carnivora; Phocidae. The record is from RefSeq and is a predicted model, not a curated record.